This is a messenger RNA of Zasmidium cellare ATCC 36951, 462 nucleotides long. RefSeq lists its product as uncharacterized. The record is from RefSeq and is a predicted model, not a curated record. Lineage: Eukaryota; Fungi; Ascomycota; Dothideomycetes; Mycosphaerellales; Mycosphaerellaceae. Bases 1 to 462 code for a protein of 153 amino acids. The transcript has a single exon.
AUGACAUCAAUUCCAAUUCGAAGACAAGAAUUUAGCAACACCCGCAUGGCUUCUUCCGGGGCGGGUAUCCAGAAAGAAUGCUCGUCCAGAGAACAAGAUAUGGCGCACCUCAACAUCCAGAAUCACAACCAGAGCCAACAGGCAGCAGCAGCCUCUUCAAGACCUCAAGCUUGCGCUUCCAAACACAAAAGCAGCAUGCUCAACCACCAAGACCUUCAGAACGACGAUCCCUCAACAACCCACCCCUCAUCCAUCGACAUCGACCUCGCGAUCCAGGCCAUCGAGCCAGAGUACCGAAUCAACCACCAGCAGGCCAGGGACAUGGUCUAUCAAGCGCGGAUGAGUUUGAUGGCGAUGAGGGAGGACGAUCCGGAGUAUAAGACGCUUCUGAGGGAGCAGCGGGCGUUGUUAAGGGGUGCGAAUAGUUGGAAUGCGGGAGUUGUGGAGGGGCAGGGAGGUUGA